CUGGAAAGAUCACUGUCCGCCUGUGUGAGAUUUGUCUUGCCUUUGACCAGGAGCUGCAGUGUUGGAGUGUUUGACAGUGUCCUGUCCUUGUGUGUAUGUCUCUGGGCCUGUAGGGCUGCAGCAUGGCUGUGUUUGGGGAGCUCCACGGUAGCCCUGGAUGUGAAUGAUGACUGGGUCAGGUAAAGCCCAGACACUAGAGAGCCUGCCUGCCUGCCAGCCUGCCACUUCACCCAGUCAACACUCUGCCUGGGCAACUGGGCCAGCUAUUAAAAGACCUGCCUCUUCGGGACAGCAGUGUGUGAGGAGAGACUGAGCUACACGAGAUAAUUCAACCUUGUUUUAUGUGCCAAUAUCAUGAUUAUAGUCAUGUCCUUUCUGUGUGGGGACUGACAUCUACAUAACGUGUCCUUUCUGUGUGGGGACUGACAUCUACAUAACGUGUCCUUUCUGUGUGGGGACUGACAUCUACAUAACGUGUCCUUUCUGUGUGGGGACUGACAUCUACAUAACUUAUCCUCUUCUGUCCUCUCCCCAUGCUUCAACAUAAUUUGUCCUCCUCUGUCCUCUCCCCAUGCUUCAACAUAACUUGUCCUCUUCUGUCCUCUCCCCAUGCUUCAACAUAACUUGUCCCCUUCUGUCCUCUCCCCAUGCUUCAACAUAACUUGUCCUCUUCUGUCCUCUCUCCAUGCUUCAACAUAACUUGUCCUCUUCUGUCCUCUCCCCAUGCUUCAACAUAACUUGUCCUCUGCUGUCCUCUCACCAUGCUUCAACAUAACUUGUCCUCUUCUGUCCUCUCCCCAUGCUUCAACAUAACUUGUCCUCUUCUGUCCUCUCCCCAUGCUUCAACAUAACUUGUCCUCUUCUAUCCUCUCUCCAUGCUUCAACAUAACUUGUCCUCUGCUGUCCUCUCCCCAUGCUUCAACAUAACUUGUCCUCUUCUGUCCUCUCUCCAUGCUUCAACAUAACUUGUCAUCUUCUGUCCUCUCCCCAUGCUUCAACAUAACUUGUCCUCUUCUGUCCUCUCCCCAUGCUUCAACAUAACUUGUCCUCUUCUGUCCUCUCUCCAUGCUUCAACAUAACUUGUCCUCUUCUGUCCUCUCCCCAUGCUUCAACAUAACUUGUCCUCUUCUGUCCUCUCCCCAUGCUUCAACAUAACUUUACCUCUUCUGUCCUCUCUCCAUGCUUCAACAUAACUUGUCCUCUUCUGUCCUCUCCCCAUGCUUCAACAUAACUUGUCAUCUUCUGUCCUCUCUCCAUGCUUCAACAUAACUUUUCCUCUUCUGUCCUCUCCCCAUGCUUCAACAUAACUUGUCCUCUUCUGUCCUCUCUCCAUGCUUCAACAUAACUUGUCCUCUCUCCAUGCUUCAACAUAAUUUGUCCUCCUCUGUCCUCUCUCCAUGCUUCAACAUAACUUGUCCUCUUCUGUCCUCUCCCCAUGCUUCAACAUAACUUGUCCUCUUCUGUCCUCUCUCCAUGCUUCAACAUAACUUGUCCUCUCUCCAUGCUUCAACAUAACUUGUCCUCCUCUGUCCUCUCCCCAUGCUUCAACAUAACUUGUCCUCUUCUGUCCUCUCCCCACUCUUCAACACCGUUGCUGAACUUUUCUUACUGAUUAGUUGCUGACUGUCUGCGUACAGUAACCAUUCAACUCCCAUAUUUGUAUAUCCAUCCCUUUUCCUGACUGGUAGAAUCAGGGUCAUGUGAUAUUUCACAUGAUUAUUUUAAUACAGGAUGUAGCUAGAUUAGCGAAGGCAUUUACUACUGGGACUCUAAUGUCUAUUUGUGUGGAGAGUUCUUUAGUUUGUCACAUACAGAGGGCAACAGGAGCAGUGUGAGGUGAGUUACAGUAGUCUGAGCUGCCUGCCGGUCCUGCUUUCUCUCUCUGAUGCUACUGGGCUGGGAGGCUCUGGGAGACAGCAAGGCUUUAAAAAGAUUAAUAAAAAAUUGACGGAUGAAUACGGUCAUGCUGAUGAUGAUAAUGACGAUGAUGAGGGGAAAGAGAUGAAACCGGUAGAACUUAGUGUGAUGUAAUCCGGGAGUUUGAUGGUGUAACUGUAAUGAAAAAAGAUGUGUGAAGACAAAAAAAAAACGGAAUUGCUUUUCAAUUCCUUUGAAACUGGGGAUCAAAGAAAAGAGGUGAACUAAGUGGUGGAUGAGAGCUGUAAUCUUCUGUGAGACCAGAACAGCAAUGGAGCAAUUCUCUUCUUUCUCCGGUCAUGCAUUAGGAGUAUUAAAAAAGGCUCAUGGAUACGAGGAAGAGGUGAUGCGCCAGAGGGUUUGUUGUACUGGGAUUUAGAGGAUCAGGUUUGGUGUUGUGGAGGGGAUAGAAAACAUCUUCAUAUCAACUGCCUUGAUCGUUUUGACCCAUAUUUCAUCACACAGACUUUCUCUCACUGUCUGUCCUGUGGUGUUGAACAAAGAGCAGAGCAAGUGGAGUAAUGGAGGAAGUUGAAAUGUUUUCAUAAGAUCCUGCUGUGUUUGAUGCAACUGAAUGUAAAAUAUUGCAGCUGUUUUACCCACUUGUCUUUUUCUUCUCCCUUUCAAAUCAAUUAAUUUGAAUGAAAAUUCAGUCUGUGUUUUGUUGUCAGUGGGGGAGGGGUGCAAUUGGUCAGAAUCCUUUGACUACAGCCAAUAGCAGUGCAGCUCCCACCCUCCACCCCUCCUCCCGGCCCUGCUGAGAUUCCCUGUCUGGCCUGUGAUUGGCUGCUGUGGGACCCUGUCAGCCAGUGGCUGUGAGCGUGUUUAGGGGAGGAGUCAGAUGGCAUAUUAAAACUGGGCUGUCUGCUCUCCUUUCCUUCAGUGUGCUCCUGUGUGCUCGUGUUAAUGUGGAGUGGUAACGUUACAGGGAGUCCUAUCGGUCUGACACAGUCUUCCUCGCUCUGUCUCUCCUCUCCAGGAGCCCUGCUGGAGCAUCACCCCAGGGUACCCCGGGAAUCUGUGGAGCUGCCAGUUGAUCUGCUGCGUUUGAGGAUAGUGGGAGGACUGGACAGACUGAGCAGGAGAUUUAGUCGCUCAGACAGUCUGACAGUUUUCUGCUGUGUGAUUUAGUUAAAGGGACCAACCAGCAGCUGCCACCCCAGGAUAUGCCCCCAUUGGGUCACUGAGCCGGACUGAUGUGUUGUGCGAGCCAUGGUGACUCUUUCCCACAAGUAGCCUUUCAGUGAGGAAGACUGCGAAGAGGACAGACAAUAGACCAGAGGAACGACGUGAAGAAAGGAGGAAGAGCAGCAGCAGAUAAACCACUCCAGAAUGCCUGUAGAGACCCUCCGGCCCUCAGACGGGCGUCUGGCAGGGGUCCCCUUCACCUCAGCCAUGCCUUUCCGUAUCCUCAACAAGGGACCCGGCUACUUCCGGCGGCCCGCGGAGCCCGGAGCUGGUAAGCUGAGUGCGGUGGAGCGUCUGGAGGCGGACAAGGCCAAGUACGUGAAGAGCCAGCAGGUGGUGCUCACCAGGCAGGAGCCUGUCAAACCACCCAUCAUCCGCAAGCCUCUGCUGUCCCCGGGCAUGAUGCUGCAGUGUCGGAUCAACGCCCCCCCGGCCCGCAAGGUGCCCCGGCGGCCUGCCGACUCAGAGAACGGAGGAGGGACAGGAGGGGUAGGGUGGCGGAGGGGACCACCUCUUAACCUGGAGAUCCUCAACAACCUCAUCAACAAUGUGUGUGAUGGACCCCUUCUCUGCUCCCCAUCUUCUGUCCCCUCCUCGCCCUCCACCUCCUCUCCUUCAUCUGGGGGGAACAGCAUGGGGAAUGGACUCUCAGCUGACCAGGAGAGGAGCAAUCGAGUCCUGAGCAACCUUAAACCGGUUAAUAACUGCAACACCUCCUCCUCCACCACCUCCUCCUCUUCCACCUCCUCUCCCCUCAACAACAACAACAGCCAGACCUGCCCUGCCGAGCCCAGCCACCGGCCGCCCCCUGUCCCAGCACGGGGCAUCAGGGUGGGGGUGCCAGCGCCCUACAGCUCUCCUAACUCAGUGACGGUGCGCAGGGUGGAUGUGAGGCCCCAGGCUGAGCCGAGGAAGCCCCAGAGGACCCGGUUUCAGCCUCAGAUCAACCCCAGACAAACUUCCCAGCCCCAGGUGGCUCAGGCCCCAUCACCACCACCCUCACAGCCGGCCAAGCCCCAGCCCCUCACUCCCACCCGGGCUUUGCCCUCUCCCCCAACCUACCUGCCUCCCAGCCCCAUGCUGAUCCGGGCGGACAUGAUGCCCCCAGCCUCCCCUGCUUUCACCCGCCUGUCCUCAGCCAGCUCCAGGGGGUCUCGGCCCGGCUCGGCCCGGAAACACCCCUCCCUACACCGCUCCAAGUCUGACCUGAGCGACCGGUACUCACGAGCCACAGCCGACCUGGAGCGCUUCUUCAACUACUGUGGGCUGCACCCAGAGGAAGUAGAGGGCAUGGGGGGAGUGGAGCGCUUCGCCAGGGCCAGCUCAGACAUUGUGUCUGUGUCCAAGCUGCGGAGCGCCAGCACCCCCAGCUCUGAGUGUGAGCAGGCGCGGGAACAAGGGGAGGUGGAGGGCGAGGAGGGUCCUGCUCGACCCGGGGAGCGUGUCCCCUACGGAAUCUCAAUCAUCGAGAGGAACGCUCGUGUCAUCAAGUGGCUGUAUGGGAUCCGGCAGGCGCGGGACGCUGUGUCCAACGUUUAGAGGAAAGAGACAGAAGGGGGAGGCUCUGGAAUUAUACCCAGACCUAGAGGAAAGAGACAGGAGGGGGAGGCUCUGGAAUGAUACCCAGGCCUAGAGGAAAGAGACAGAAGGGGGAGGCUCUGGAAUGAUACCCAGACCUAGAGGAAAGAGACAGAAGGGGGAGGCUCUGGAAUGAUACCCAGGCCUAGAGGAAAGAGACAGAAGGAGGAGGCUCUGGAAUGAUACCCAGGCCUAGAGGAAAGAGACAGGGGGGGGAGGCUCUGGAAUGAUACCCAGGCCUAGAGGAAAGAGACAGGAGGGGGAGGCUCUGGAAUGAUACCCAGACCUAGAGGAAAGAGACAGGAGGGGGAGGCUCUGGAAUGAUACCCAGACCUAGAGGAAAGAGACAGGAGGGGGAGGCUCUGGAAUGAUACCCAGACCUAGAGGAAAGAGACAGGAGGGGGAGGCUCUGGAAUGAUACCCAGACCUAGAGGAAAGAGACAGGAGGGGGAGGCUCUGGAAUGAUACCCAGGCCUAGAGGAAAGAGACAGAAGGGGGAGGCUCUGGAAUGAUACCCAGGCCUAGAGGAAAGAGACAGGAGGGGGAGGCUCUGGAAUGAUACCCAAGACUAACACAGGUUGUUUUUUAUUUAUUGAUAAAUCCCACAGACAAUUGAGGGGUAGAUAUUUUCCUGGAGGACAUUGUUAUUCUGUAUUGUGUUGCCUUACGGCAUGUAUAGUAUCAUUUCUUAGAAGAGAAGAAGGACCAGAAAUCACACUCCUCUCUAAACAAAUAUUCAAAGCAAUAAUGGCAGUGGUAGAAAUGAUGGAAUGCUGAGGAUGAUGGUGAUGUUGACCAGAUGCUCUGGUUCCUGCUGUCACUGUCUGUCUGAAAUACAGGUACUUCGGAGGCUGUGUUUAGAGUCCAGGCCCUGUUCUCUCUGCACAGGGGUCCAGGGCCCUGUUCUCUCUGCACAGGGGUCCAGGGGGAGGCUCUGGAAUGAUACCCAGACCUAGAGGAAAGAGACAGAAGGGGGAGGCUCUGGAAUGAUACCCAGGCCUAGAGGAAAGAGACAGAAGGGGGAGGCUCUGGAAUGAUACCCAGGCCUAUUAUACCCAGGCCUGUUCUGUCUGCACAGGGGUCCAGGGCCCUGUUCUGUCUGCACAGUGGUCCAGGGCCCUGUUCUGUCUGCACAGGGGUCCAAGGCCCUGUUCUGUCUGCUCAGGGGUCCAGGACCCUGUUCUGAAUUUACAGAAUCUAAUGAUGCAAGAAAAGGCUCUGGGUGUUCCACAGCUCCCACACGUGUGUGUGUGUGUGUGUGUGUGUGUGUGUGUGUGUGUGUGUGUGUGUGUGUGUGUGUGUGUGUGUGUGUGUGUGUGUGUGUGUGUGUGUGUGUGUGUGUGUGUGUGUGUGUGUGUGUGUGUGUGUGUGUGUGUGUGUGUGUGUGUGUGUGUGUGUGUGUGUGUGUGUGUGGAGCAAGAAAGACUAGAACUUCAUUGAUACUGUGAAACAUGAAAGCUUCCAUUAAAAUAACCUGUUUUACUUUCUUGUAACCUUGGCUGUAAGACUGUUAAUUAAUACCGUUGCUGUCAAGCAUGCAAGUGAAAGUUAAUGUGUCCUCAUCUCAACAAAGCACGAUCACCUAUACUCACGACUCACAGUUGAAACAGACGUGUUCAGGUCAGUGAUAGAGUAUGGUCAAUCGCUGUGUAUUGUGUCUGCGUUUUCUGUACCGCAAUUGAGUCUCUAAUCAAACAUGUCAGCAUUGGUCAAGUUAGUCUCUGUUUAUUCAGGGAACAAGGUAUCUGUCUGGGCACGGAUGACAAAGAGAGUCUUGUGAUGAGUGGAUGGUUGAGAUAAGUGUAGGUUGGAUGAGUAGGGUGCUGUCUGGGGUUCUAGGAGAGACACACACGGCUCAAUGGAAGAGGGAUCAGGACGGUAGGUCUAGUGAGACAGGUUGAUACAGGAAGUAGUUUUUAUACAGGUUGAUACAGGAAGUAGUUUUUAUACAGGUUGAUACAGGAAGUAGUUUUUAUACAGGUUGAUACAGGAAGUAGUUUUUAUACAGGUUGAUACAGGAAAGAGUGUGAGACAGAUUGAUACAGGAAAGAAUGUGAGACAGAUUGAUACAGGAAAGAGUGUGAGACAGAUUGAUACAGGAAAGAGUGUGAGACAGAUUGAUACAGGAAAGAGUGUGAGACAGAUUGAUACAGGAAAGAGUGUGAGACAGAUUGACACAGGAAAGAAUGUGAGACAGAUUGAUACAGGAAAGAGUGUGAGACAGAUUGACACAGGAAAGAGUGUGAGACAGAUUGAUACAGGAAAGAGUGUGAGACAGAUUGAUACAGGAAAGAGUGUGAGACAGAUUGACACAGGAAAGAGUGUGAGACAGAUUGACACAGGAAAAGUGAAUUAUCUCAAAAGGGAACAGGUGUUCUAGAAGGUUCUGCGUGUACUCGACAUAGUCUACUGAAAUGGACCGAUAUUUAUUUUUAAAGUGUAAUUUGAAGUUACAAACUAUUGUAAUAUUCAACAACCAGUGCAUAGCGUAAAAAAUGUGUACAAAAGUGCAAUCUGAUCGUAUCUAUGUGAACAUGCACACACACACACACACACACACACACACACACACACAACAACACACUGUCAGCCAGCCACACAACAUGAGUGUGAAUGUUGUGAAGUGCGUGUGAUGAUAGUAUAAUAUGCACUCUGCUCUGUGGGAAAGAAAAGGAGGAAAGACUAUUUAUUUAUUCGACUGGUCAUGGUCACCUAAUAAUCCCCAGUUUACAAUUGGCUCAUUCAUCCCCCUCCUCUCCCCUGUAACUAUUCCCCAGGUCGUUGCUGCAAAUGAGAACGUGUUCUCAGUCAACUUACCUGGUAAAAUAACGGUAAAAUAAAUAAAAUAAAUAAAUAAAUUUAUUCGACUCCCUGUUCCUCUCAGGGGAGACAGACGGAGGGCUCAGCCAUGGUUUGGUCUGGUGUUAUGAUGAUGUGGGUCUGGGCCUGGUGUGUGAUGAUGUGGGUCUGGGUCUGGUGUUAUGAUGAUGUGGGUCUGGGCCUGGUGUGUGAUGAUGUACUGUUGAGUUCAACAUUUUCCGGCUGCCCAAAGAAAAGUCAAGCUAUCCUUAUGCUGCAACAUGGUGUCUUUCUUAACAUGUCAAUAAAGAAUAAUGUUUUCUUUGUUGAAAAAAAGUA
Messenger RNA from Salvelinus fontinalis (brook trout), 7821 nucleotides. RefSeq names its product protein FAM110A-like. Bases 3250 to 4644 code for a protein of 464 amino acids. The record is from RefSeq and is a predicted model, not a curated record. The transcript has 2 exons. NCBI's taxonomy places the organism in Eukaryota, Metazoa, Chordata, Actinopteri, Salmoniformes, Salmonidae.